AUGAAAUUCCUCCAAGUAGCCUCUGCUGUGACCGCAGCCGCCUUGUCAGCAUCGAGCAUUGUGGCUACGCCUCUCAAUGUGGAUGCUCUCAAUUACCCGGCGGGCGUGCAACGAUCUAUUCAAGCCAGAGACACAGAGCGUCUCGCCGAGCGCGGUAGUACCGCGGCUCCCUCUCCGCUCUCCAACUAUCAGCAAUAUACUUUCCCUGCCCAACUUGCACAAGCAGCCUACUGCGGUCAGCCUGUGGGAGCCAAAGUCGGCGACGCUACGCUGCUCUGGACCGCGGGCGAUGGUCGAUCCACGCCCAUGGUGUUUGUAGCUUACUCGCCUAGCCAAGGUGUCAUCGUCUCGCAUCAGGGCACCAACACGUCGUCCUUCUCUUCGAUCCUCAACGAUGCCGACUUUGGACAAGACCCGAUCAACUCGCGGCUGUCCUACCUUGGCAACGUCGAGGUUCACGGAGGCUUCCAGGACACGUGGCUGCGUACAGCCGACUCUGUGCUGGCACAGGUCAAGUCAGCGCUUGCCUCGCAUCCCGGUUCUCGCGUCUUGACUGUCGGUCACUCGCUCGGCGCUGCCAUCUCGCUGCUCGAUGCGCUCUAUCUCAAGAAGCAGUUGCCGUCGAACUCGGUCAGGUCGAUCGUCUUUGGUCAGCCAAGAACCGGUGACCAGGCAUUUGCCAAUGCCGUCGACGCCAACCUGCCCGGGUUUGUACACAUCAACAAUGGACAUGAUCCCGUACCUCGUCUACCUCCAGCGCUCGACUACAAGCAUUCGCAGGGUGAGAUCUGGAUCAACCCGUCCAACUCCAACACCGCCGUCACCUGUCCCGGUCAGGAGAACCAGAACUGCAUCGAUUCGGUCAGCCCCUUCCACUAUGAACUGGAUGAUCACACAGGCACGUACUUCAACGUCCACAUUGCAGGAAGAGGCGAAAAUUGUCCUGCCGUCAUCAACUCCUAA
This is a messenger RNA of Mycosarcoma maydis (corn smut), 963 nucleotides long. RefSeq lists its product as uncharacterized. NCBI's taxonomy places the organism in Eukaryota, Fungi, Basidiomycota, Ustilaginomycetes, Ustilaginales. The transcript has a single exon. Gene Ontology annotation, biological process: lipid metabolic process. The record is from RefSeq and is a predicted model, not a curated record. The coding region runs from base 1 to 963 and encodes 320 amino acids.